GACUCAUUUCUUUUUUUUCCGUCACAAAAAGAAAUCAAAAACCUUAAUGAAUCAUUUGUAAACAAUUUACCCAACUCAUACAACUCACACACCCACUAAACCGGCAUUAAAGUGUUGUAUAAACAAUAUAUACAUACAUAUGUAUGUGUAGUGUGUGCGAGUAUCGCAUUUAAAUUUUUUGCAAUAAGAUUAAAAAGUCGAUGAGUGUAUAGCAUUGUCAGUUGUUGUGCUCCUCUCGUGAACAGCGAAAAUAGCAUUUCCCGAAGAAGUGUCGUGAAUCUUCCCACUCGUCUUAUCGACAAAAUCCCAGCUUCAUGAGAGAUAGCAUUAAUUAACAACUCGUUUUCUUUUUUUUUCACGUCGCCGAGUGCUUUCUCACAGAUAAGAAUUUUCCGCCAUGUGCUGCAUCGUGUAGUCAGUGUUGGGCUUCUGUGGAAGAAAGACGCGCGCGCGGCUUAAGUUCAGCUCUUGGGUGGGAAGUGCUGUUGGAAAUUGUUAAGAAAAUUGAACAUGUGUUGUAGUGGAGAAAAAAAAAGUAUAGGGAAAUAAUUACUGUGUACAGAAGAUUAUAGAGAGGUUGGGAGAGAAUUCUCAAUAGGUUGGCAUUGACCGUCAAAAUCACCUUCGGCCUGCAAGUGGUGAGAUCACGUUAAUUAAUUAAAACGUGCACUUGGGAGAAAAAAAUGGGUGAUCACGAUGGAUCCCAUGAGAGGAAUCGCGUGAAUUAUCGUCGUACAAAGAGUGUCACGAGGGCAGAGGAGAUCAUCGAGUAUGAGUACAAGCAACGAAGAUCGCAACCUGAUAAACCAUGCCAUCGUCCACAGGAUUCACUUUUCACAUGGAGUUCGGGUUUCAACAAUUUCACGGGACUGGUCAACUGGGGCUUCCUCCUCUUGACAAUGGGUGGGUUUCGUCUUCUCCUUGAAAACUUCAUAAAAUACGGCAUCCGAAUUGACCCCAUGCAGUGGUACAUUGUCCUGACUGGGAGGAACGAAGGCGAAGGCUUUCCAUCGCUAAUCCUCAUUCUGUACACUUUGGUGCCAGUUUUAAUUUGCCUUUUAGUGGAAAAAGGACUCUCCGUUGAAAUUGUUGCCGAAGGAUUCGGAAUGUUUGUCCAUGUGAUCAAUAUUAUUGUUCUCAUCCUCAUUCCGAUGGUCAUCAUCCACAUUCGUGGACACAGCUUCAGCCUCAUUGGAGCUAUCUUUGUCUGCUUCGUAUACUCCAUCCUUUUUAUGAAGCUCUGGAGCUACGUACAGGUGAACAUGUGGUGUCGUCAUGAGAGUACUUCCCCAAAAUCUACAAAGUCUCGAAAAAGAACUCAGAGCAUAUCAAUCGCGCAGCUUCAGAAAGAGAGCGCCCAGAAAAAUGGCACAGACGCCGUUGAUGGAACGAAGGAGACCCAUAAACAAGAAAAGCUCGUUCAAUAUCCUCAAAAUCUUCGGCUCACAGAUCUUCUGUACUUCCUCUUAGCUCCUACACUCUGCUACGAAUUGAACUUUCCAAGAACUUCAAGGAUCAGAAAGCGAUUUCUCCUUAAACGCAUUUUGGAAGUAGUGAUUGGGGUCAACGUUGUUAUGGCGCUCUUUCAGCAAUGGAUGAUCCCUUCAGUCAGGAAUUCAUUGACACCCUUUUCCAAUAUGGACCUGGCUAAUGCCACUGUGAGACUUCUUAAAUUAGCGAUUCCAAAUCAUCUAGUUUGGCUGUGUUUCUUCUACCUCGCUUUCCACUCGUUCAUGAACCUUUUGGGAGAGCUACUCCAGUUUGCAGAUAGAAAUUUCUACUGCGACUGGUGGAAUGCUAAUAGCAUAGACACAUUCUGGCGCACCUGGAACAUGCCUGUGCAUCGCUGGUGUGUCCGUCAUCUGUACAUCCCAGUUGUGGACAUGGGAUUUGGUAGAACAGCAGCUUCCAUCACGGUCUUCUUCAUCAGCGCUUUCUUCCAUGAGUACCUAGUCAGUGUUCCGCUUAGGAUGUUUAAAGUGUGGGCGUUUAUGGGAAUGAUGGCUCAAAUCCCUCUGUCGUGGAUCUCGAAUUACGCUAAAGUCCGUUUUGGUCCACGCUGGGGGAAUACCAUUGUUUGGUCUUCGCUGAUCAUUGGUCAACCUCUUGCCAUAAUGAUGUACUACCAUGACUACGUUGUAACACACUUUAACGAUGUUUUGGUGGAAACUAAUGAGAUUUAAUAAAAGAUUCCAAUAAAAUUCUCGGGAAAAUGGAGAAAAUAUA
Molecule: messenger RNA, 2226 nt
Organism: Lutzomyia longipalpis
Lineage: Eukaryota; Metazoa; Arthropoda; Insecta; Diptera; Psychodidae
Gene: mdy
Product: diacylglycerol O-acyltransferase 1
Exons: 7
Coding region: 684-2183 (499 amino acids)
Biological process (GO): triglyceride biosynthetic process
Cellular component (GO): endoplasmic reticulum membrane
Molecular function (GO): diacylglycerol O-acyltransferase activity
Source: RefSeq, a predicted model, not a curated record